CCUUUGCACUGCACACCAGCAAGAGGAGGAAACUGCAGCUGUGACUUAAAACGCUGCCUAUUGAUGACCUGUUUUGCAUUUGGACACUUGUAGACCAGAUUCUUUUCCUGGUGCUUCAUUGAAGGGUGGACGAACCUGUGGACUCAAAGGGACAGUGGGACUCACCUGAACAAAGUGUUGGAUAAUCCUGCCGGCAAGUGUUCCUUCCAGCAUAACAAAAACUACUUCUUAUUACCAUUACACUCGUCAGCCAAGCAGAUCAAAAGCAAGCUCCAAUUUCUGCUCUGUGAAACUGAAUCAGAGGAACAGAGUGGCAAUACAGCAAAGGCAUUGUGCCCGUGCAGUAGAAACACUAACCAGCUGAAAAUAUCAAAGCCCAUCCUGGACAAAGCUUUCGUCUCAGACCUCCUUUGUUGGUCUGAACUCUGCUGUUGAAGUGAGAAAAAGCUACACCACACUUAGAGGUGAGGAGAAGCAAAGAGGACCAUACAAAAGGGCAAAGGAUUGUGUGCAGGUGCCGGGGCUGCCAUGGUGCAAGGACGUGGCGUGGCAGUUGCCCCGUCCUGCUGGGGCCUUUGGGCAUUGGGCACCCUGUCGCUGGCGGCGCUGUGCUUGUCUGACACGGCUAUCCGCUGCCCGGUGUGCUCUGAUGAAAGGCUAGCUGCCUGUCGUCUACCAGAGGGCUGUGAAGAGACAGUGAGGGAGCCCGGCUGUGGCUGCUGCCCCACCUGCGCCCUGCCCAAAGGGGCUCACUGCGGCGUCUACUCUCCAAGAUGUGGAACGGGCCUCCGCUGCUACCCACCGCGUGGCGUAGAGAGGCCACUACACUCGCUGAUGCACGGCCAGGGGGUGUGCAUGGAUGAGAGGGAGGUGGAGGAGAACUCAGCAAUGGAGAGGCAGGAUGAGAUCAUCCCCGAGCACCCAAACAACAGCAAUAUCCGGUGCAGUCCACAGGACAAGCGCUGCAUACAGAAGACCCUCGCACGCCACCCUCCGAAAUCCACAAAUCAGAGGAGCAAUACAGCCAGGGAGGAGACCAAGGCGGCACUGGCUCCAUGUCGUGCUGAGCUACAGAGGGCAUUGGACAGAUUGGCAUCAAACAGCCGCACACAUGAUGAUCUCUUCACAAUCCCCAUUCCCAACUGUGACAAGAAUGGAGAUUUCCAUCCAAAACAGUGUCAUCCUGCACGGGACGGCCAGCGUGGAAAGUGCUGGUGUGUGGACCAGAAGACGGGCUUGAGGCUGCCAGGCCCGCUGGAGCUUCGAGGGGAACUGGACUGCCACCAGUUAAUGACUGCUACACUGAGGGAUUGAGGAGUGAAGAGUGGAGAGGAGGUGCAGGACCAGCUUAACUCUACUGGUGCUUAUUAGUAGAACUACAUGCGGAAAGGACUUCGCUCUAAAGCCUCGACUCACCUGAGGCCAGUGGUACUAGAGCUUGUGCAACAAAAAGGAAACCAUUGAUUUGAGUUCUUUUGCCAUUAUGUUUCUGUGUGUGAGAGUAUGUGAUCUCUGAGUCUUUUGAGCACUUGUUGUGUAUUGUUUCGACCAUAUGAACUUAAGACUGGCGCUUUGAAGUAACAGGUGGCAGACAAAGAUCUUCCACAGUGGUAGUUGUGAUCUUUGUUAGAGAGCAAAUGUGUUGUUUUCUCUAGUCUAAUUUCAGUAUUGUUGAAAUGAAAAAAAAAAAACAAAAAAAAAAAACAAAACAUAAUUCUCACCAGAUAAUCAAGACCUGAGAUACAACAGGAGCCGUAAGCAUUUGCUUUAGCUGUUUCUGGAGCACUAUUGAUUGUUUUGUAAUAACAGCAUCAGGACAAUCCAGACAGAUUAAUCAUUAAAGGGUUGUGUACUAGCUUUUCACAAAAUGUGUGUAAUUGGUUUAAAUGUGUGGGUCUUAUUGUACUGCCAGGUAUGUAUAAACCCUACCCAUGAGGUUAGUAGGUUUAAACAAACCACAAAAUGUGUAUGCAAACAUAAAGAGUAGUGGCAUGUGGGUAGCAAUAAAAGAUCAAGAGAAAAAAAAUAAAGAAUGAGGGGUGACUAAUAAAAAAGACAAAAUCUGCAAUGAGUCCCCAAAUCAUAAACAUUUCACAACAUCAUGAGCAAAAAAGAAGAGAGGAAUGUUUGCAACAUUAGAAUAGAUUUUCUUCAUCACCCGUGGUAUACUCUGCAUCCUCUCCUCUCUCUCUCUCGAGCAUUGUGUACUGGCAGUGUAGCUGGGCCAGAACCUCUGUACAAUGCAGAUAGGGUAAUCUUAUUUCGCCAGCUGGUGCAAAGAUGCCAAUGUGGCUCUUGUGUUUGUAUGAAUAUUCUCAAUCCUACAGGAUUUCUUUCCAAACCGACUGUUCUGCAAAACUUUGGAGGUGCUAUAUACUCAUUGUGCCAAAAUAUGUAACAAAACAAAAGAUGGCUCCUGCACUUUUUGGGCAUUGUUUAGGAGAAGAGAUGAAUAUUUUUCAAGGAAAGGAAAUGAGCAAUUGACAUCAGCAAGUUAGGGUCACAUAUAUGUGUGAUCAUCUCCAAAGCUACUGAGAAUGGCGUUUCAUGUGUGGCUCUAAUUUUGUUGUUUAAAUAUUCAGCUAAAACCCUGCAUUGUCUUUGCAUUGCAACUACUUUGGACUGGAAAAUAUUCUGUUUACCAGUAAAAUUUAGGUUUAAUACAUUUGAAAUACACAAGCAGAGAGUGAAGCAAUCAUUUGUGAUGACUGGGCUUAAGUUGAGCUUAACAUAAAGAAAGAUAGUACGGUGGUUAAAAAAAAGUAAGACUUUCCUCUGUUAACCUGAAAAUGCUGGUUCUCAUUUAAUCCAAUGUAGGCCAUCAAGCUAAUAAUUAAGGAGUGUUCAAUCAGGGCAAGAAACACAGAAAAUAUUUUAUAUACUGUUACUGUAGGAAAUGCUGGCAUUAUUCUCAAAGCAAUUUGAUUGUACUGGUGUUGUGAUUUAUGAUUUCAGGGCAGAGUAGCCGGUUUAAGCUAACACUGGUGUGUGUCACAACCACAGCCUGCUUUAUUUGUCCCAUGAAAGCUUUUUCUAUCACUGACUUAUUUUUGGUUCUCUAGUGGAGAACAAUAAAGAGACUUUAAACUUUUGCAAAGAGUCAAGAUAUUCUCGUAGAAAAUAACAUCUAAGGUAAACUCAAUAGGGAUGCAUGGUUUUGGAUUUUGCUGAUUUCUGACAUGCUGAUAUUUUCAAACUCAUUUUAGUUCUUACCUAUAUGUGCACAUCUUUUAUACUGUCAAGACCACCAUGUGUCUCCAGUGCAAAGAUAGGCUGAGUCGAGCAAAGCUGAGAAAAGAGCAGGGGAGUAUUCAGUCAGGUAGUUGUUUUACAUUUAGGGCUUUAUUCAACCACCUAUACUUGAUGGUACAGUUGUACAUUUUGCCAGUGUUUAAGGCCAAUAAAAUAAUUUCUACUGCCAAUAUGUCAGGCCAAUAUAUUGUCCAUAAAUUUCGGCAGAAAUGUUCAUAUCUGCCAAUGCCCUAUUUGACCUUUUAAGCUAAUAUCUACUGAUACUGAUAUCAUGCCAAUAAUUUUAUGCACCCUUAAAACUUACAUUAUUUGGGGUGUGUAGAUUAUAAAGUAGUUAUAUCAGAUGUAUUGACCAUUGAAAAUAAAAAGAUGAAUAUGCAUUUGACCUCAAAGUUAAUAAUGCUUUAAAUAUGAUUAUUGGAGUACAAAAAGGUGUUCAAUCUUCUCUAAAUAAAAACAGAAAAGUGCCAUAAAAACAAUCACUCAAAAUUCCCCAUAUUUAAUUUGGUUUGAUUUUUUUCUAAGUGUCUUAAAACAUAAAAAUUCUAGUUCUAGUACACCAACUGAACGUAAAAGUAGGCGUAGUUUCUUGGAUUUAAGCGAGUAGAGCCAAUGAACCUAAAAUCUGCAUUUUCUCUCAUGGGCAAAAAGGGACAAAGGAACGCCAUAAAAAAUAAUCUAGAUUAUAAAAUUAAGCCAUUUCUUAACUCUCCAGUCUUCUUUUAAUCCUACAGCUAUAGAAAUAUUGUAAGUGUGGGGAGAAAGAGUGAAAAUAACAUGCAUUAAACAGUGUCAGGACCAGGACUCAAACCCGCGACCAGUAGGAAUGACAUGGACCUUAGCCUCUGUACAUAAGGUGCCUGCUCUACCAGCUGGGUUAGAACAGCACCCAGACCCACUUAUCCUUUAAAUCAAAUCAUAAACAUUAAACUCAUUAGUUUAUGGUGUCUUUAUGGUGUACAUGACUACAUUAAAGACUUCUACAAUAGUAUAAUAAAUGCAUCGUUUGUCAAUAAUGUCUUUUCUUUUGGGGUAUAUAGUACAGCAGGGUAAAGUCCAGGGAAUUACUAACUGGGACUGACAGUAGUAAGGCUUAUCUGUACUUCCUAGAAAAACAGCCACUUCUGUCUUUAAAAAACAUGACUGCAACAGCCAAAGGUGUUCCAAAUUCAAUGGCAGAUACCUUGGUGGUUACGUACACUUCUCAUAUACCGUCUACUGGAAAGUCAAAUGGUCUUCUUGCACAGUGGCUCUCAUUUGUUUAUUGUGCAAGCUAAACCAUACAGUCUUCGGCAGGGAAACGCUGAUGCCCUUUCAUGGUAAUACCAACCCUGCUAACGGAGGAAAGAUGAUAUGGGCCAGCUCACAGCAUGAAUCUGAAUAAAAAUACUCAAAGUAUGAGGAAGAGAGAGAAUUUAAAGAGUCCUCCUUUUUUCUAUUUUUGCACAUAAAAUCUUGGAUUUUGUUUUUUAAGGGAAGUUUUUUUUAUAUAUAUAAUUUUGCUACUUACUUAUUAGACUCAAAUAAUAAAAAACAGCCUUGUUUUACAGUUAGGUUAUAAUGUAAGUAGUAUAAUUAAACUGCUGAAGCCAAGGGUCAAUUUAUAAACUUUGAUUACUCAUAAUAUGAUGGCUAAUCCUUAUUGUAAUUCAAAAGGAAAUUAUUCCAAAAGGUUUUUACUAAAACACAGAAGGAUGGUGAGAGAAUGACAUUGUUAGAAACUCAGUGCUAGAGCUAAGAGGCCAAAUAUCCUAAAAAGAGUUCCAAAGACUAAUGACUUGGACAUUUUAGAGCUAAUUCAGUGAACCGUAUAAACAUGAAAUGUUUCAGCAAAAUCUCAUCUAAUCAUUUAUUAAUGGCGUGUUUAAAUAAAGAUUUUUUUUCUGUCAUAUAAUUUUACCUUUAAAAGGAGAUGGUGAAGGGAUUGGCUUUGAUUUUGUAAAGGCCUUCUAACUACAUAAACUGUGUAUUUAAGACAUAGUGCAUUGCUUGAUCUCUAACUUUGCUGUACUUAACUGUAAUUGCAUUUCUAGGAAAAAGACUGUUCCUUUUUGCUUUUGAUAUUACAUAUUAAUGUAUAGAAGAUAUGAAGUAAUUUUUGCAUGCAUACAAACUGACUGGGGCUGGAAAUAUUUGAGGUCUUGUGUAUCUGUCCAGUACAGGACCAUUAUACUCGAACACUGAGGUGAUCAAAGAACUGAAAUAUAGAGUUUUACACUUAAAUGAUCAGUUACAUUGUAAAUGUUUUCCCUUACAAAAUGUACACAUUGUAAUACAACAAUUAAAACACUUUAGAAAUUA
Cheilinus undulatus (humphead wrasse) is the source of this 5553-nucleotide messenger RNA. Its product is annotated as insulin-like growth factor-binding protein 4. Lineage: Eukaryota; Metazoa; Chordata; Actinopteri; Labriformes; Labridae. Gene Ontology annotation, cellular component: extracellular region. The transcript has 4 exons. Gene Ontology annotation, molecular function: insulin-like growth factor I binding; insulin-like growth factor II binding. Bases 529 to 1314 code for a protein of 261 amino acids. Gene Ontology annotation, biological process: regulation of insulin-like growth factor receptor signaling pathway. The record is from RefSeq and is a predicted model, not a curated record.